GUCCAGUCCUAAUGAACCACUUUCAUACAUGAAUGGGGAAAACCCUAAAUGACACUCUCGCAUCUCUCUAUAGAGAAGCCAAAGCUGUCUUCCACACACAUUACACUACAAUACACAUUAAGAUGGUAAAUCAAAGCCCGUGGAGAUUUCUGGCUCUUGUCAUUUGGUGUGGAAUCCUUACUAUUACCAUGGUGAUCCUGGCAGGUUUCAUCAUUAACAUGAAUCAGAAGGUUUCCACCAGUCUUCCAGUCCUCACACAAACUGCUGACAGGAUCAUCGAAGACCCAAUCCCAUUUGAUCCUCCUGUGACUUCAGCAUACAUGACAUACACUUACAUCCAUAUGAUCAUGGGUGAUAAUUUGACAUGGAAGUCUUCUAACUCAAUGAACACAUCACUGAAGCUUGAGGAUAACUCGGUGACAAUUAAGUUGACGGGCUUGUACCUGUUCUAUGGCCAGGUCACCUUCACGGAUGAAGAGGGUACAGUCAAUCUGUUUUUAGAUCGGACAACUUAUACAGCUCAGAGAGGAAUCAGUAAAGCUGUGAAGCCCCGUGGCAAUGGUCAUAGCUGUGUAACCAUAACUGGUGUACAUCAAUUCAAACUUGGUGACAAAGUGAAACUGAAUAUAACUUCAAAAUCACCUUUCAUGGAGGAUGCUGAUAAAACAUACUGGGGGCUUUACUUGCUAUAUCAAAUUAACUGAGUAAAUUAUCUGUUCUGUUUUCUUGAAUUCUUUUCCAACAACAUUUUGUGUUAAAAUGCUAGUGAAGCCUCCUCAUUAUUUUAGAUAUGCAUGGAUAUAUACUAAAAACACAUGUUUUAUGGCAAGGACAUACCAUGAAAAUUGAACUCAGAAAUGCAGAAAUGACAAUGUGCUGUAAUAAACCUAAGUGCAAUAUAAUAUAAUAGGACCACAUAUUUUAUAUUGAAUCUUA
This is a messenger RNA of Alosa sapidissima (American shad), 936 nucleotides long. RefSeq lists its product as uncharacterized. Gene Ontology annotation, molecular function: tumor necrosis factor receptor binding. NCBI's taxonomy places the organism in Eukaryota, Metazoa, Chordata, Actinopteri, Clupeiformes, Clupeidae. The transcript is spliced from 5 exons. Gene Ontology annotation, biological process: immune response. The coding region runs from base 33 to 704 and encodes 223 amino acids. The record is from RefSeq and is a predicted model, not a curated record. Gene Ontology annotation, cellular component: membrane.